Dictyostelium discoideum AX4 is the source of this 1854-nucleotide messenger RNA. RefSeq lists its product as hypothetical. The record is from RefSeq and is a predicted model, not a curated record. The transcript has a single exon. Bases 1 to 1854 code for a protein of 617 amino acids. Lineage: Eukaryota; Evosea; Eumycetozoa; Dictyosteliales; Dictyosteliaceae.
AUGAUGACAAAUAUCAAUGAAUUACCAAUACCAGUUUUAAUUAAAUUAUUUGGAUUUGUAAAUAAAAUUAAUAGCUCAAGUUAUUGGUUUGUAAAUUAUACAUUAGUAUGUAAAUUAUGGACAACCCAAAUUUUACCAACAGCAUGGAAUGAAAUGACCAUUGCAACCAGUCAACCAGCUGAACCAUUAAUUGAAUACAGUGAAGAUGGUAUAUUAUCACAAUUUCCAAGUACAACAUCAGAACCAUAUAAAUUUAAUAAAUUAGUGAUGAGAGUUGGUAAAGUUAGUGAAUAUAUUGACAAGAUUAAAUCUUUGACAACUAUUGAUUUAAGAAAUAAUUCAUCAACCAAUUAUGUAAUUGAUAGAUUAGCCGAAGCAUUAAAGUCCAAUAAAACUUUAACCUAUUUAAAUCUUUACAACAAUAGAUUAAUGCAAAAGGGUGGUACAUCAAUUGCAAAUGCAAUGAAAAAGAAUCAAUCGAUUACUCAUUUAGAUUUAGGUUUAAAUUUAUUGGGUGCAAAUGGUGGUAAUGCAAUUGCCGAUGCAUUAAAAGUUAAUAAUACUUUGGUACAUUUAGAUCUCUCAAGUAAUCAAUUAGGUCUUCGUGGUGCUGGACCAGUUGUUGAAGCUUUAAAAAUCAAUAAAUCCAUUAAAUAUUUAAUAUUAAAUUCAAAUCAAUUACGUGAUGAAUGUUCAUUACCAUUGGCCGAUAUUUUACGUUCAAACAUUGGUUUCAUUGAAUUGGCAUUGAAUGAUAAUGAAAUUGGUUCAAAAGGUGGUAUUGCCUUGGCAAAAAUGUUAAAAUCUUCAAAAGUUUUAACAAAGUUAGAGUUUGGUAAGAAUGAAUUAGGUGAUGAUGGUGGUUUAGCAAUGGCCGAUGUGUUAAAGAAUAAUAAAAAUAUUAAAGUCGUCAGAUUAAAUUGGAAUAAAUUGGGUGUGAAAGCAAUUAAAGCCCUCUCUGAAUCAUUUAAAACCAAUUCAACCAUCAUCCAAUUGGAUCUUAGUUUUAAUAAUUUCGGUGAUGAAGGUUUAGUUUGUCUCUCUGAAUCAUUCAAACAAAAUAAAUCAAUUCUUUCAUUGGAUCUCAGUAGAGUUGCCUCUGGUUUGGUAGGUCAUAAAGCAUUGGCUGAUUCAUUACGUGUUAAUAAUACCAUCCAAACAUUAGAUUUAACAAAUUGUAAAAUUACAAAUGAAGGUGGUGUCGAAUUGGCAAAAUCUUUAGUUGACAAUAAAUCAAUUUCAACUUUAAUCUUAAAUAAUAAUACUUUCUCAAAAGAUACCGUUUCAGAAUUAGCUAAAACUCUUGAAUCAAAUUCAACCAUUACUUCACUCUCCUUAGUUCAUAAUCAAUUAACUAUUGACGGUGUUGAAGAUUUAUUCAAAUCUUUAUCCACUUCCACUAAUAAAUCCUUACAAACUUUGGAUUUAACUAAUAAUCUUUUGGGUUCUGAUGGUGGUAAUAUCAUUGCUCAACAUUUAACAAAAUCAAAUCUCUCUGAACUUAUCCUUACAAAUAAUCAAUUAUCAUCUCAAGGUGCCUCCUCAAUCUUAAAUGUAUUACCACAAUCUAAUUUACAAACUUUAGAUAUCUCUAAUAAUUCUAUUGAACCUGAUGUUGCCACUUCAUUAUGUUCUGCAAUUUCAAAUAGUCAAAUUUUGAAGUUAAAUAUCUCUACAAAUAAACUCGACGAUACUGUUAUCCCACCUUUAAUUCAAGCAAUUCAAACUAAUCAAUCACUCAUUAGCAUUCAAAUCUCUGCAAAUCAAUUUUCAAAAGAAUCAAAUAAUAAAUUAUUAUAUUCAAUUCAACAAAAUAAAUCAAUUUAUUAUUAUGAUUUAGUUGAAGAAAUUUAA